Molecule: messenger RNA, 1428 nt
Organism: Acyrthosiphon pisum (pea aphid)
Lineage: Eukaryota; Metazoa; Arthropoda; Insecta; Hemiptera; Aphididae
Product: p21-activated protein kinase-interacting protein 1-like
Exons: 6
Coding region: 178-1296 (372 amino acids)
Molecular function (GO): protein binding
Source: RefSeq, a predicted model, not a curated record
GCACCCUAUGAUGAUAUCACAACAUAACAAUCUAUAUUCACGUGCUAUAUUAUUUCCAUUCAUCAUGAUAACAAUUUUGUACACAGUACACAUUACAAAUUACAAUCUUAAAACGUGCUUUUAUUUUUGUCUCUUUUCAAUAUUACAUUCUUAAUACUCUCGUAAUUAAAGGUAGUUAUGGAUAUUUUUGAAAUCAUUCUUGGAACUUAUGAAUCAUUUGUGAUUGGUGUAAAAUGUCGCUUCAAAAACCAAUCUAAGGAACUAGAGCUGGUGCAAUCAUUUAAUGAUCAUGUUCAUCAAGCUAGUAUUCGUUCGGUAUCGUGUUCAUCGAAGUAUAUGGUAUCAAGUAGCACAGAUGAGACUAUUGAAGUAUAUAAUAUGGUCAGGCGAUGUCACAUUCACACCAUACUACAACACAGCGGUACAGUUACAUCUUUGGCAUUCACACCAGAUGAAUCACAUUUAAUUAGUACUAGUGAUGACGGUUCAAUAGCAAUGUUUGAGACUGGUACAUGGAAGCUAAAAAAGUUGUGGGACAAAGCUCAUAAAGGAUCAGCCGUUUCUUUCCUAGCAGUUCAUCCUAGUGGCAAACUAGCAUUAUCUGUUGGAAAAGAUAAAACCCUUAGAACUUGGAAUUUAGUUAAAGGUAGACCUGCAUACACAACUAAUCAGUCUAGUAUGAGUUCUUAUUAUUUUUUUGAUAAUAUAAUUUGGUCUCCAGCUGGACAGUAUUAUGGUCUACCUCUAAAUACCAAGUUAAUGAUUUUUAAUGUAGAAACUGCAGGUAUUGCUAUUACAAUUGAAGACAGUUAUAAAAUACAUGGUGUCACAUUUAUAGAGGAACAUUUGGUAUGCUAUGGCUCAGAAAAUGGUUCACUACAUUGUUACAAUAUAAUUAAUAAAGAAAGCAUGUGGGAAAUUAAAAUUGGAGAUACUAGAGUAAAGUGUUUAAUCAAAAUUGAUAAUAGACUUGUAACAGCACUAAGUGAUGGCCAUGUUACUGUAUGGGAACUCAAUGGUUGUAAAAAACCUGUUGAAAGUUGUUCGUUGUUUUUAGACUGCAGAAUUACUUGUAUUUGUAAUAAUUCUUUAAGAAAAUCUAAGAUGGUAAAGGAUGAGUCUGACGAAGAAUCUGAAGUUAAAAAUGAUAUUAUUGUUGGCGCAAAUAUUCCUAAUAAGCCACAAAUUAUUAAAAGAAAACUUCCAAUUAAUGGUGUCCAAAACAAAAAAUUAAAACCUAGUAUUAAAAAAAAAAAAAGUAUACCUAAUAACUGGAAAGUUAGUGAAAAUGUUUAAUGUAUUAAAACUGAAUGUAAUAAUAAAAAAAAAAAUUUUCCUUAAUAUUUAAUUUGUUUUUUCUAAUGCAAUUAGUAAUUGUUAUUAUUUAUGUUGAGUAGUCUCAAUAAACUGAUAUAUAAUGAUCAUAAA